This is a messenger RNA of Bathycoccus prasinos, 777 nucleotides long. Lineage: Eukaryota; Viridiplantae; Chlorophyta; Mamiellophyceae; Mamiellales; Bathycoccaceae. The record is from the annotation of a RefSeq genome assembly.
AUGUAUCUACAAAAAACACCUUCUUUUCUUUUUUCAUUGUACACUCUAGAUUUGCGGUGGAAAAUGAAAUAUAUUUUACUCGGUUGGAUAAGCGCAUUUGUUUACUGGUUCGAGCAUUUUGGUGAUCUCUUGCAUAUUUUUUGUGCACCGGUGUGCACCACGUCACCAGGUAGUUUUACGGACUUUAUUUUUACCGAAGCUGCCGAAGCUUUUUAUGCGAGUUUACUCAUGUCUGCUUAUAGUGCCACACUUUUCACAUGUCCCUUAGCGUUUUAUUUUUUUAUCAUUUUUUUCCGGCCGAGUUUAUUUACCGCGGAAAGUAAACUUUAUCAGCAACGAAUUUUGGGGAGUCUUCUUUUUCUGUAUCUUACGAAUACCAUGGUUUUGCGGGUACUCCUGCCUAUUAUUUGGGAUUUUUGGGGUGGUUUUGCAAUAAACCAAAGAAAAAUGUCUUUUCUUCAACCAACCUUGGGAUUGUCACCAAAAAUUUUGCCUUAUAUUUUUCUAGUACUUUCUUGUUUUGUGGUCGUUUUUGUUUUCAGUCAAUUGCCGUUACUCAUGACCGUUUUUUCUCCAGAGAGUGGGCUAAACCCUGAAAAUUUUUACAAACGACGUUCGUUUUGGUAUUUUGUGCUCAUUUUAGUUGCCUCAUUUUUGUCCCCCCCUGAUUUUUGGUUACAAUUUUCUAUUGCUUUUUUUCUUUGUAGUUUGUUUGAAUGUUUGGUUUUACUUACUUUUUGUACGGCUUUAUAUAAGGAUACAGACUCCUUUGCAUAG